AUGAGUUUGAAAGAAUUAGAGCCUCAAGUUCUAGAGGCUCUGGAUGCAGAACUACAAUAUCAGGCAGAGGAGAUAGUGGGAAUAGAGGACAAUGCAGUGACGUACCAUAAACGUCUGCCGCAGAUAAUUCGAGAAUCGACGCUUCUUCCAUCGCCGAUUGCCACAGCUGUUAGCCUGGUAACGAGGUCAUCUUCUCUUUAUAUUCGACUUGGUACAUUCAUAGGGGGCCUUGCUAUAGAUGGUGCACGAGUAACAACACUCACCGGGCUAGAAGUCAGUAGAGCUAUUAUCGAGGGAAUACUACAUCGUGCUGGAAAGGACGUUGCAAAUCGAAGUACUGGGGAAUUAGGAAAGUUGGAAGCAGAAGGGCUAUUGGAACGAAGUAUUGCGAAUUUACACGCCACUAUUACAGGAAUAUCAUUCGCUGCUUCUACUAGUUUUCAUUUUUCUUCUGUAGCUUUGUCUUCAGCUACAGACAUUUCACAACAGUUACUUGGUACACUGGAUUCAAUUCUUGGUUCGACUGAUUCUUCGAGAGCAAUAGCAAGCAUCAUUACAUUGAUUCGCCGAGAGUUUCAGAACCCCGCCACAGGAGUGGAAGGAGAAAAGGUUGGUGUAGGAGAUCUUUUGUUGGGUAUUUGUGGGUUGGCACUAUUACAAAGAUGGUGUCGCAAAUUGACCGAUUUGGAAUGUCGAGAAAACAAACACGAGGAGGUUCUUUGGGAUGUGGUUGUACUUGAUGAUGGCCGGCGAGCGGAUGUGGUUGGUAUGAUAUCAGGAGAUUCCCCCAAUAUUCAAAGAGAUCCCACCAAAUUGUCUUUCAUGAAUACAAGAGGUGGUGAACUGUUAGAGACGAUUGAAAGAGAGGAGUCAAGUCGAGCUGAUGAUGGGGAAGACAAGGUAGAGAGUGUAUUGAGACAGAGGCUAAUCAAGUCUCUACCUUCUGAUGCCUCUGUUUCUAUCACGACCUCUACCAUCACAACAACCAUAAAAACAAUCACCGUGGAAGUUUCAGGAUUCGAGCCUCCUGUUUUUCUGCCACCUCCCGGCGUGGAGAUACUGGAAGAACAUGCUAUUCGUCUUGAAAAUGCGGACCUAAUCAGAGGGGGCAAACAACCAGAAAUUACACCAGUACCGAGAUAUAGAGUCGUGUAUGGAAUAGUAGGAAAUAGAUUGCGAAAUACGAGUGUCGCAGAACAAGAAUUACUGCAAGCCAUUGAGAAGAACGUGGAAAGUGAUAAUAGUUUAGGCGAUGACCAGGACUGCGACGCUCCCGGCAGUGUCGCCUAUUCAAAUAUACCCAAAGCGACUUAUAUCGACGAUGGUUCGCCUAUACAAGAGGGAUACUCGCCCGUCGAUCCUCGCCGAAGAACUACUGGUAACAAAUCAAAAAUGCCCAGGCUAUCACUUCCUGGUGUUUUGGAUGAGAAAUGUAUAGUAAUUGCGGAAAUGUCUUCUUUGGUUUCGGACAACUUGGCAAAUCAAAAGAGAUCAAGAAAGCCUAUCAGCCCAACAUCAUCAGAUGAUAGUUCUAAACAGAUUUUCCUCAAGCCGAUUUCGAACAAUCAAAUAUCUAAAAAAUCGAAGACCGAUGAAACAACGGUGGAAAGACAAGAUAAGAAAAAUUCUUUUCGCCAGGCCUUGAAGGGAAGAUCAAGUACCAAGUUAUCCAAUCUGUUCAACAAAGAUGAAGGUAAAGAAGACAGCAAACCUAAACUUCCACCUCGACCUCGUCCAACAUGGGGAGAUCCCACUCAUGCAUCAAUAGUUAGAUCUACCUCAGCUCAUCUAUCAAUUCCACAGAAGCGGUCAAGGAGUACUGCAGGCUCCUCAACACCAGUGCGUGGAAAUCAGGCCCCAUUGACAUCGGAAAAUCUUGAUAAAAUUCAGCCCGAUCUACCACGCACUCCCUCUAGAACCAGCUAUUACACGGUUCACGAACAACGAAAAGAUUCAAUGGUUUCUCAAACUGACACUUAUUCAAUCCACUCUUUUGACCAAGGCCGUCCUCAUUCCCCAGUAACACCGAAGAAUCGUUACAUGGGCCAGAAUAAUGCUAUGAGGUUCCGAUCGGAGAGGGGUAUGACCCUCGAAAAUCCACUCUUGACACCCAAAAGCCAUCGACGCACACAUUCAAAUGAAGAAAGUAUAUUUACAUUGAACACAAACAAUUCAGAGAUUUGUCUCAUCCCAAAUUUUGGAAGAGAAAAGGGUAUAUUUGAAGGUGGGGAAGCAUUAGAUUCCCUGAUGCGGACUGGCAAGAUCGAUGGCACUUUUCCAAAGCGGCAUAUCAUACAGAACAUUACCCGUUUCGUCAAAUUCGCAUCUGCUUCUUACGGCUCCAAUUUUCUUCGAGUAAUGGGGAUCUCGGAUCCUAGUACAAGACAAGAGCUUAAUGCUAUACAUCAUUUUGAACAUCAAUCAUUUUCGUCUCAUACACAACUGCCUGCCGACACUAUUCUUCUUUCUUCAUUUGUGGAUCCUCAAGGUGGGACUGAUUCUAGUGGACUCACAAAUACUGGUGUUCCAAUGGUUCAUUAUGUAUCACUAGAUCAUCAAUCACAAGCUAUAGUCCUCACAUGUCGUGGUACUCUAGGAUUUGAAGAUGUUCUCGCCGAUAUGACUUGUGAUUAUGAUGAACUGGUUUGGCGUGGUAAAGCUUACAAAGUCCAUAAAGGGAUUCAUGCAUCUGCCCGUAGGCUUCUUCAUGGCGGUGGAGGCCGUGUUAUGGCCACAAUAAAAGCAGCACUUGAGGAAUUUCCAGAUUAUGGUCUGGUUAUGUGUGGGCAUUCAUUAGGUGGCGGUGUAAGUACUUUGUUGGCUAUAAUGGUUUCCGAACCUGCUGGCUAUGGCACGUCAUUCGUUACUUCCUAUAAUCCCGAAAAUCUAUCCACAUCCCUUGGCGCUACUGAUAAUUCUUCUCAAAUACUACACCUCCCACCAGGUCGACCAAUCCAUGUUUAUGCUUAUGGUCCCCCUGCUACGGUUUCUCCAUCUCUCAGAUCUGCAACCAGAGGACUCAUCACAACAGUCGUUAAUGGUAAUGAUCUUGUCCCUCAUCUUUCCCUCGGUCUGCUUCACGACCUUCAAGCAGUAGCUCUCGCGUUCAAGAACGACAACUCGGGAGCGAAGGGUGAGGUGAAGAGAAGGGUAUGGACGGGAAUGAGCAAUUCAUUUACUGAAAGAUGGUAUGGGCGAUCUGGACAUGGAACUGAUGAAGAAGAGGAAGAUAAGUGGCAUAUGCUGCACUUAAAGCGCUCCGAGCUUGAAUUGUUCACAGCAAAACUAGCUGUUCAGAGGAUGCAUAAACCAAUCACACCGCGAACUGCCAAUCGAACUAUAAAUAACGGUCAAGAAGCAAGAUCAUACCAUCGAGCACACCCUUAUUGGUUAAAGACAGCACGGCAGUAUAUUAAUAAGGUCCCGCUAGAUGAGAUAAAGCAAGAAUGGUUCGGUAUCAACAAUCCGCCUUUACAUGAUGCCAGUCAAUCCGAAGACUGUUUAUUUCUGGAUGUGAUGGUACCUACUACGAUUUUUGAAAAAACUUCAAAGAUUGAGACAUGCGAUGAUGAACCUAGUGCCCCUGUUCUAGUUUGGAUUGAUGGUGGUGGUUUUACUUGUGGAUACAAGCAUGCAACUAAUCCUGCAGGAUUAAUCGAGAAUUCAGUGGUAUUAAAGGAAGAGUUCGUCUAUGUUUCCAUAAAUUACAGACUUGGUCUUUACGGCUUCUUAGGUGGACCACUUCUGAAAGCCGAUGGAGAUGCGAAUGCAGUGACUGUCAUGGGGGAAUCGGCCGGAGGUGGAUCUAUACUACAUCAAAUAACUGCAUAUGGUAGAAUGAGGGGUCCCCCGCCAUUUCAACAAGCUAUUCUACAAAGUCCGGGUUUUCAGCCAAAUCCAGGAAGUUAUCAACAAGAAAGAAUCUUAAAUUACGUCUUGAAGGACGCAAGUAGCUUUUCAAAUAGAUCGAUCACAACUAUCGAUGAUUUGCGAACAGUAGAUACUCGGACAUUGGCUAAAGUCAAUUAUUUCAUCGUCGCAAAUUCUCCUUAUGGACUUCAUACAUUUGGUCCAACUGUCGAUGGAUCGUUUGUAUCCGCACUCCCUGGUCAAGUUCUAGCGGAUAAGAAUUUUCACACUUCUCUGGAAUUGAUGAUAUGGGGAAUUGACCAGGAAGGUGUUCUAUUCACUUCACCAUAUAUUUUGAACCAAGUAGAUUGUGUUGCCGACCUCAAAUGGUUGUUUCCAAGAACUCCCGAAUUGUUAAUUUAUGAUGUUUUCGCCCUUUAUCCCGAUCAACUCGAUGGGAAAUAUGGUUAUACGAGUGAAAUGAUGCGGGCGGCUUUUACUAGUGCAGAGUCCUGUUUUGCAUGCAAUACGAGAUAUCUGAAUGUUAAAGUCGGAAACAAGACAUACGUUUAUUCAUUCAAUGUACCUCCGGCACUACACGCAGACGACGUUGCUUAUACAUUUUAUAAUGGUCCGGGGAGUGUUACAUGGGAUGGAAACCCUGUAUUUGAAGGUGCGGCACUCUCUCUUAAGAUUACAUUGUGA
Messenger RNA from Botrytis fragariae, 4554 nucleotides. Its product is annotated as putative lipase protein. Gene Ontology annotation, biological process: lipid metabolic process. The record is from RefSeq and is a predicted model, not a curated record. The transcript has 5 exons. Bases 1 to 4554 code for a protein of 1517 amino acids. NCBI's taxonomy places the organism in Eukaryota, Fungi, Ascomycota, Leotiomycetes, Helotiales, Sclerotiniaceae.